AUCCCACAGAGUAAACUUGUUGUAACCAGCACUUGAACAAACCACAAGAUGCCGAGAGAAAUCAUUACGAUCCAGGCUGGCCAAUGUGGCAACAGCAUUGGGAGUCAGUUCUGGCAGCAGCUUUGUCAAGAACACGGGAUCAAUCAAGAUGGUAACUUGGAAGACUUUGCGACCGAGGGCGGCGAUCGGAAGGACGUCUUCUACUAUCAAAGCGACGACACCAGGUAUAUCCCCAGGGCAAUAUUAAUUGAUCUGGAGCCAAGGGUUAUCAACGGCAUACAAACGGGUCCCUACAAAAACAUAUACAACCCAGAGAACUUCUACGUUGGCAAAAAUGGUGUUGGUGCGGCCAACAACUGGGGUGAUGGCUAUCAGACUGGCGAAUCGGUCCACGAAGAUAUUAUGGAGAUGAUUGAUAGGGAAGCAGACGGAAGCGACUCACUCGAGGGCUUCAUGAUGCUUCAUUCGAUUGCUGGUGGCACUGGGUCAGGGCUGGGCUCAUUCCUCUUGGAGAGGUUAAAUGAUCGGUUUCCCAAGAAAAUCAUACAAACCUAUUCAGUAUUUCCGGAUACCCAGAAUGCCGGAGACGUUGUCGUCCAUCCCUACAACAGUAUCCUGGCCAUGAGGAGAUUGACACAAAAUGCCGACUCGGUGGUGGUGCUGGAUAACGGCGCCCUCUCACAUAUUGCAGCCGACAGGCUCCACGUGCAAGAGCCGUCUUUCCAGCAGACAAAUCAGCUGGUUUCCACUGUUAUGUCUGCCAGCACAACGACACUGAGAUACCCGGGCUACAUGCACAAUGACCUUGUCAGCAUAUUGGCCUCCUUGAUCCCUACUCCCAAGUGUCACUUCUUGAUGACAUCCUAUACUCCCUUUACGGGGGACCAAGUCGAGCAGGCCAAGACGGUACGCAAGACGACAGUUCUGGAUGUUAUGCGCAGGCUACUGCAGCCCAAGAACCGCAUGGUUUCAACGAUACCCGGCAAGAAGAGUUGUUAUAUCUCAAUUCUCAAUGUCAUCCAAGGCGAAGUUGAUCCAACCGAUGUUCACAAAUCUCUGCUGCGCAUUCGCGAAAGGAGGUUGGCCACUUUUAUUCCUUGGGGACCAGCGAGUAUUCAGGUUGCUCUGACCAAAAGGAGUCCAUACAUACCAAUGAGCCACCGUGUCAGUGGUCUCAUGUUGGCCAACCACACUAGCAUUGCUACACUUUUCAAGAGGAUCGUAAGGCAAUACGACGGCAUGCGCAAGCGAAAUGCAUUCAUAGAAGGCUAUAAGAAGACGCAGCCAUUCUCGGAAAACCUAGAUGAGUUUGACGAAGCGCGACAAGUGGUCAGCGACCUUAUUGCAGAGUACGAAGCUGCCGAAGAUGCCAAUUAUUUAAACCCAGAUGCCGGUGAGCCUGGCACUUCGGCCGAGACGGAUCGGAGGAUGGGUUGAAAGCGUCUGCUAGCUGUGUUGUCAUGUCCGGUUGUCAUUUGCAAUUUCGAUACCCUGUCGGCGUUCUGGAGGUGGUCAUUCUAUGAGACGCAUUGUUUGCGAAGGGAAAAUUAGUGGUCAUCAAUUCAAUCUUAGAAUCCC
Pyricularia grisea is the source of this 1578-nucleotide messenger RNA. RefSeq lists its product as uncharacterized. Gene Ontology annotation, molecular function: structural constituent of cytoskeleton; GTP binding. Gene Ontology annotation, cellular component: centrosome; spindle; cytoplasm. The transcript has 7 exons. Lineage: Eukaryota; Fungi; Ascomycota; Sordariomycetes; Magnaporthales; Pyriculariaceae. Gene Ontology annotation, biological process: mitotic sister chromatid segregation; mitotic cell cycle; mitotic spindle organization. The record is from RefSeq and is a predicted model, not a curated record. The coding region runs from base 49 to 1437 and encodes 462 amino acids.